Messenger RNA from Micropterus salmoides (largemouth bass), 5273 nucleotides. RefSeq names its product forkhead box D1 (gene foxd1). The coding region runs from base 269 to 1309 and encodes 346 amino acids. Gene Ontology annotation, biological process: cell differentiation; regulation of transcription by RNA polymerase II; anatomical structure morphogenesis. Gene Ontology annotation, molecular function: DNA-binding transcription factor activity, RNA polymerase II-specific; RNA polymerase II cis-regulatory region sequence-specific DNA binding. The record is from RefSeq and is a predicted model, not a curated record. NCBI's taxonomy places the organism in Eukaryota, Metazoa, Chordata, Actinopteri, Centrarchiformes, Centrarchidae. The transcript has a single exon.
CCCCUCUGGAUUUAGAUCUGGACCUUUUGCAGGUUUCCCGGCACAUUCCCCGAGCCUGGCAUCGACAGGACCGUUCGUUAGUCGGCGAUAAAAUCCUGACAACAUAUGGAAAUAGCCAGAAAACAGGGGGGCAUCUCUCACCGCCGGCGACACGUGCUCCUCUCCUCUCCCCCUCCUCAUAUGAGUUUUUGAAGAGGGAGGGCAGGGCAGCUUGUGCAUCUCAUCGUCUUCCUCAUCUGGCGUCGCAGGGCACAGCCGUGUGUGAGCCAUGACUCUGAGCUCAGAGAUGUCGGAUGCCUCCAUCCUUUCGGAAGAGACUGACAUAGACGUGGUCGGCGAGGGGGAGGAUGGGGACAGCCAGACACGCUCCUACGUGGACGAGGUGGCGCAGAUGCACGACGGUAUCCUCCUGGCGGGCUCUCCUCCGUGCCUGGACGGCUCCACCUCCUCAAGGGAUACCUACAAGCCGGCGGGCAAGAACACCCUGGUGAAGCCCCCUUACUCCUACAUCGCCUUAAUCACCAUGGCCAUCCUGCAGAGCCCCAAAAAGAGGCUCACUCUCAGCGAGAUCUGCGACUUCAUCAGCAACCGCUUCCCGUACUACCGGGAGAAGUUCCCGGCCUGGCAGAACUCCAUCCGACACAACUUAUCCCUAAAUGACUGCUUCGUGAAGAUACCGAGGGAGCCCGGGAACCCUGGGAAGGGCAACUACUGGACCUUGGACCCAGAGUCGGCUGAUAUGUUUGACAACGGAAGCUUUCUCAGGCGGAGGAAACGCUUCAAGCGGCAGCAGGCGCAGGACCUGCUGCGGGAACACAACAGCUUUCUCCCCGCCGCUGCUGCGUACGGGUACGGACCGUACGGCUGCGGAGGAUACGGCAUCCAGCUCCAGUCCUACCACACACACUCUGCACUUUUUGCUUUUCAGCAGCAGCAGCAACAGCAGCACUCCAGGCAUUCACAUUCACACACGGGAACCAUUAUCCCCGCACCCUCUUUGAUGCCCACCACGGACUUAGCCAGGAGUAGGUUUUAUCCCCAGCUCAGCUCCAUGGGCUCAGCCAGCGUUCAGGCUGCCGCCCCGGUGCAGAAGUCCAGCUCACCAGUGCAGCGAUCUCCCUUCUCCAUAGAGAGUAUCAUCGGUGGGUCAUUGAGCCCCUCCAGGACUUCUCCGGUCAUUGUCCCGGUCUUACCGUCCUCUUUGGGACCUCCAGCGGCCAGCCAGCCGCAGACCGUCCAUCCCGGAGCUGUUUUACACCCGGUUGAAAACUUUCCGAACAGAGUUGUCAGCGGCUCUAGUGGCUGUUAAAUGUCUUAACAAACUUUUCAAGAAACUAAAAAAAAAAGACACAACAAAACAAAAAACGACCCUCUUUGAAGGUAGGAUUAUUUUUGUAUGUUUAUUUGAUAGCACGCAGCUGAAUGAUGGACAUAAGCAACACUAUUUGUGCCUAUAUUCAUGCUGUUUAAAAUAUAUAUUUAUGUUAUUUUUUUUCGGUGUGAAUCAGACUUUUGGCCACGAACUUUCCAUGUCUUUUCUAUCAAGUAAUUCGUUUCAGUCACUGUUUAGGACGUCUCAGGAUAACGACUUAAUGGACAGGUUAUAAAUGAUCACAUGUUUAAAAAAAAAAUAGGCUAUUAAUGUAUUUGUGUCAAACACAUCCUUGUUUUUUAUUAGUUUGGCAAAUCAAAACAUUUUUGUGGUUUUGAUUUGAGCUUUGUAUUAAAAAACACAGAGAGAAAAGUCUUACAUUUAUAAUAAUAUGCAGUGUGUGUUUAUUUCAGUAAUAAAACAUUGUACAUUUUUUGGCAAGUAUUGUGUAAUUGAAGUGUGAUAUUUUUACACAGUUUGUUUUUUCAACAAGAAUAAAUUUCGUUUUGCAAAAAAAGGUAAUUUGUAUUGGAAAUAAAUGUAUGAAAUUACGUUGAGCUUCCUGGGCCUAUACUGCUGCCCCGGGGUUUAUGCUAGGAGGAAAUCAGAUAAGUGUUUAUGAUUGUAUCGGUUCUUUACAUUGGGACUGUGCUUGCUAAUCAGCUGAUACAGUAACAACAAUCAAAAUAAGCUUUAGGAUAACAGCUGAAUGGUUUUGAUUGGGGAGGGGGGUUACAAGUGUUUCUGUUUUAGAGAGCGUGUGCACGCCAUGAGCCUAAAACUAUUGAAAUAUAUAGACCUAUUUGGUUUAAAGAUAUACCGUUAAGCUUAUUAAACAGUUUGUUCAGAUGUUACACACUCUCUAAUGUCUGCACUGUACACUUUGGAACAUGCGCACAUGAGGCCUGCGUGUCCAUCUGACCUCUCUCACACUCAUCCUCGUAAUUACGGCGAGCGUACAGGAAGGUGUCAGCGGGGUGAGACAGAGGCUGUAUUUUGCCUGCUUCAGGUCGGUGUAUAUGCCGGAGCUGGCCAGCUCUUGAGAAAACACUCCUCAUCCAAUAUUUAAUUAUCUGCUCUUAUCUGACACCGUUCGCCAGAGAAAAUGAAAUGUUGCACCUAAAGUGUCGCUCCGGUGUGCCACAGGGUCAGCAGGGCACAGGGACCGCGAUGUAGUGGAGGUUAAAACCACCUUCAUCCACUCACCGUUUUUAGUGUUUACUCACCUUUAUUUGGGUCUCUUUUUUUGGCCCCACAUAGGAAAGAGUAUGUAAUUUGGAAUGUGCAAGUAGCCGCUGACACAAAAAGCCAAACAGAAUGCUGUAUUAACAGAGAAGAACAGAUGCAUUUGCAGAUAUUUACACACUGGAGCUGGGGUAAAGGAAGAUUUGCAAGUGGAUUAUGAUUUCAUAUUUUUAAACACUGACAAACAUUAUUCAUUUCAGUCCGAAGCAGGUGCUGAAGCUCAGGGCUGUAACACGUGUUACCGUGAUGUUGCAUGUGUCAGACCUUUCAUGAGUACAGCCCCGCUGCUUCCGUGACUGGAUGUGUGCGCCCGUCGACUGCGUGUGUCUGCCUCCCCUUAUUCAAGCAACGUGUGUGUUUGUGCGCACGCGUGUGUGCGUGUGUUUGUGUGUAAGCCUAGUAGAUAGCCAAAUUGGAUCAGCGCUUAGAGCCAGUUCAGUAGGCCACAGGAGGACAGCUAUUGCGUGAUGAUGUAACACGCAAUGAGAGACAGACAGGCGCGCGCGCACGCAUACGUACACAUACACACACACACACACACACACACACACACAGAGAUAGAGAAGAAGGUCAGUUGUAGCUACUGCAUGGACUAGUUUAUAAAUAGAGUAGGUUAAACAGGGAAAAGGCAAGAAUAAUUCAUGCACAUAGGCCUAUAAUAACAUCUGUAGUCGCGCGGGAUUUUGCUAAUGGCUGUAGAGUCCUAUAUGGGAUUUCCAUUGUGUCUGUGGUCAAUAGUGAAUUAUAAUUCAGUGUAGGCUAUUUUUUAUUUUAUCUAGGCUAUCUAUAUCUAAUUUCUCGGUAUUUCAUGCAGAUGGAUACACCAAAAUUAGGUAGUCUAUUAGCUAUAUUCAAUAGCCUAGUGGAUGCUACAACCCUCUCACAAGUACACCUAAGUUGAUUGAUCGCAUGUGACCUUCUGAAAUAGGCUAGCCCACUUGGUAAUGGGCUAGUGCAGUCUAAGGCCUUGUGUUAUUCUGUAGGAUGUCCUAUGCCCUGUAGCCUACUAGGUCUAUUUUACCUCUGCAUAACUUCUCUGGUAACAUCUUAUUUAUUUAGGCCUAUAUUACUAGUAGUUAGAACGUGUUAAUGCUGAUAUGUAGCCUAUAAGAUUUGUAUCCCGACGUGGGUUUUAAAUAAGUUACAAACUUCAUCGUUUUGGAAGCACUGCCUUCAAACCAACCAUUCAAACGCCAUAUUGAAAACACGUUUCAGAAAGAACGUCUUUUUUUAGGUAGGGCUCUGUGUUAAGAAACAUCCUGGUUAAAUUUGAGUUAAAAAUAAUGCAAUACUAUCUAUCUAUCUAUCUAUCUAUCUAUCUAUCUAUCUAUCUAUCUAUCUAUCUAUCUAUCUAUCUAUCUAUCUAAGCCAAUAUGUGCGCUAGUUUGGUUGAUUAAAGUCAAGAAUCUACACGAUAGAAGGUCAAAAUCUUAUUUCUGGAUGCUGCUGCCUUUGACCCAUGUGAUAACAACCGACCCCCAUCGUUGAACUUAACAGAACCACCUGUCUCAAAAAUGGCCCUGUGAUUUUCUUUUAGAUAGCCUAAAUAUUCGUCCUAUAUUACCAUGACAUUUCAUAAAUAGCCCCUAUACCUAUAUAACAACAACAAUAAUAAUAAUAAUAAUAAUAAUAAUAAUAAUAAUAAUAAUAAAUAUAUGGCUAGCUAAUGUUAUUAUUAUUAUAUAUUUAUUUUAUUAUUAUAGAAUAUAUAUGUAGAAUGCAUAAACAGUUACACAGACUGAUCAAACAAUUGUUUAGAAUAAAGAAUUCAGAAAGCCAUUAAGUUUUUAAAAAGACUGUUUAAGGCAUUUAUUUAGUUGAAUUCACCAAGAAAAAAGAAGACACAUGCAAUUUCUAAACCUUGUUAAAAUGUAACGAUCAAGUGACUCAGCGUUUUAGUUCAUUAAGUGUUGUGACACAGGAAAUAUUAACAACAGCAUAUUAUGUAGGCAGUCCUGCAGUUAAAAAAAAUGGCGCGUUUCAUGAAAUGUCAUGGAUCAUGUGGGCAUCAGCCUUCUUGAGCAUGACUGAAGCUCAGUUAGCAGUUUACCCUGCUGGGUCACAGGUCAUGAGGAAAGGGGAUAAAAUACAACACUCAGCCCAUAAAAGACCCUGGGCUUUGGGUAAAUGUGUUAGGUCAUUCAGGGCUGUCAGAAUAAUCUAUAUUUCAAUAGAAGUUAUAAAGACUUUGGCUACAAACAUAAGGCCAGUAAACAGGUCAUUUGGGCCACGUUUGGACACCUCUGGCCCUACUGAUUAAAUAAGUCUCAUACCUACCUCAUCAGCUUUUGUCAUCAAUUUGUUAAAGCAUCAGAAGUGUGUUGUAAAGACAGAAAAAAUGUAUUUGGAAAUAAAUUUGAUAGUUAAUUUGAACAGUUGGAUCUGGAUUCAAACGUAUCUAUGGAAAAUAGAUUUGUAAAUGUUUCCUGGCCUAGAAGUGUGUUCAGCUAUGAAAUAAAACAGACCAUCAAUGCACAAAUGUUUAAAAAACACUCUUUUUUGUGGCUAUUUGUUAUAUCAAUAUUCAUCAGUCUGUUGUUUUGAUGAGCUAUUAUUUUUGUGUAAAUAGCAUACACACAGCAUGAGCACUUAUAUAUGACCCUGUUCUGCAUGUGGGAUUUUGUUAAUAAUAUUUGUUUUUCCUCCAAUGAGAAAU